This is a messenger RNA of Camellia sinensis, 2971 nucleotides long. RefSeq names its product protein KINESIN LIGHT CHAIN-RELATED 3. The record is from RefSeq and is a predicted model, not a curated record. NCBI's taxonomy places the organism in Eukaryota, Viridiplantae, Streptophyta, Magnoliopsida, Ericales, Theaceae. Gene Ontology annotation, molecular function: protein binding.
UCUGUUUCAUGUAUGUUCAAUUCAUUUCCUUUUUCUACCCAUUUUCUUAUAUAGUAUAUAUAUGGCCUUUUUCCAUUGUUGGAUCAGUUUUAUGAAGUCAACUACAAACUUUCUUUCUAUUUCUUUUCUGGGUUUUUAUGUUGAUUUCAUAUUAGUUAAGUCUGUAGUUCCUGAGUAGUUAUGCUAAUUUAGCCAAUAUGUAUUGAUGUUCAAAGAUCUAUUUAAGAAAUCAUCACCUCUGUUAUUACAUUAUGUGCAUAUGUAUAUAUGUAACUGUUCUGUUGUCUUGGAACUUAAAACAUCAAAGUUUGUGGAUAGUAAUGUUUUUUUGCAAAUUUGUCAGAAAUAUAUGUCAUUCUUGUUUGGAUCUGAAUUGGGAAUAGAUAGAUAGGACAUAUAUGUAGAGUGGAGGUCUGAUUUUUGUAAAUUGAACAUCUGUUGCAGAUAAUUUAUUUGAAUUAUUAAGUUAUUUGUUAAUUGAGGUCGUGUAAAAUGCCUGGAGUUGUUGUGGAGGGAACUCUUGAAGAUGGGUUUGUGAAUGAAAAUGGAAAUUCUACACCAUGUAAAGAGAAUUCAGUUCAAAAUAAACCCCCUAAUUGUACUCUGAGUCUGCAGAGUCCUCAGAAUGCUGCUGUUGUAGAAGCCCCUUUCAAUGGAGUUGUUGACACUUCAAUUGAGCAGCUUUAUGAUAAUGUAUGUGAGAUGCAGAGUUCUGAUCAGUCACCUUCUAGGGCUAGCUUUGGAUCUGAUGGUGAUGAGUCAAGGAUUGAUUCAGAGUUACGCCAUCUUGUCGGUGGAGAGAUGAGAGAAGUGGAGAUUAUGGAAGAGGAAGUAGUAGAGGUGGAAAAAAGUAGAGAUCAUGAAAGUCAUAGUGAUUCGGGUUUUAAGAAGGAAAGCUCGUCCGUGGAUAAGAAAUUGGGGAAAUUGGAUAAUAACCAAUCAAAGAAAGCUCCUCAAUUGCAUUCGGAAUCAGAAUCAUCGUUGAAAUCAAACCCAAAGAGCAAAAGCCCUCAGGAGAAGCCUCCUAUUGAAAAGCGGAACGAUAAGGUUUCAAGAAAAUCAAGAAAACCGUUGGGAGGGAUGAAGUUGCAGAAUGGGACCGAGGACUCAUCCGAGUCCGGGUUAGAAAAUCCGGAUCUUGGACCAUUUUUGCUUAAGCAAGCGAGGGAUUUGAUUUCUUCUGGGGAUAAUAAUCCCCAGAAAGCUCUCGAAUUAGCUUUUCGAGCAGCAAAAUCGUUUGAGAAAUGUGCGAAUGGAAAACCCAGUUUAGACUUGGUCAUGUGCUUACAUGUUACUGCAGCAAUCUACUGUAAUCUAGGCCAGUAUAGCGAAGCAAUUCCAGUUCUUGAGCAUUCAAUCGCAAUUCCAGUGAUUGAGGAUGGCCAAGAUCAUUCACUAGCUAAAUUUGCGGGUCAUAUGCAACUGGGUGAUACAUAUGCAAUGCUGGGGCAGCUUGAGAACUCUAUCGCGUGUUACACAACAGGUUUGGAAGUUCAGAAACAAGUUUUGGGAGAUACAGAUCCAAGAGUUGGUGAGACUUGUAGGUAUUUAGCUGAAGCUCAUGUCCAAGCAUUGCAAUUCGAUGAGGCAGAGAAGUAUUGUCGAAUGGCUCUCGACAUUCACAAAGAGAACGGUUCACCCGCUUCGCUCGAAGAGGCAGCAGAUAGGAGGCUCAUGGGGCUUAUAUGUGAAACUAAGGGCAAUCACGAGGCUGCUCUUGAGCACCUUGUUUUGGCCAGCAUGGCUAUGGUGGCAAAUGGGCAGGAAACGGAGGUGGCGUCUGUGGAUUGCAGCAUCGGAGACACUUACUUAUCGCUGACUCGCUAUGAUGAGGCGGUUUUCGCAUAUCAGAAGGCGUUGACAGUUUUCAAGUCCUCCAAAGGCGAAAAUCACCCAUCAGUUGCUUCAGUUUUUGUGCGCUUGGCUGAUUUGUAUAACAAAACGGGCAAAUUGAGGGAAUCAAAAUCAUAUUGUGAGAAUGCCCUUCGUAUUUAUACAAAGCCCAUUCAUGGGAUUCCUCCAGAAGAGAUUGCCAGUGGUCUCACGGAUGUUUCUGCUAUUUAUGAAUCAAUGAAUGAGCUCGAACAGGCGCUGAAGUUGUUACAGAAGGCGUUAAAGAUAUAUAAUGAUGCCCCGGGGCAGCAAAGCACGAUUGCAGGAAUUGAAGCCCAGAUGGGAGUCAUGUACUAUAUGUUGGGAAACUACUCUGAGUCUUACAACUCGUUUAAGAACGCGAUUCUGAAGCUUCGGGCAAGUGGGGAGAAGAAAUCUGCCUUCUUUGGGAUCGCUCUUAACCAGAUGGGGCUUGCUUGUGUGCAGCGUUAUGCUAUAAAUGAGGCUGCGGAAUUGUUUGAAGAGGCGAGGAGUGUUUUAGAACAUGAGUAUGGACCUUAUCAUCCCGACACGCUUGGGGUAUAUAGCAAUCUUGCCGGCACAUAUGAUGCUGUUGGCAGGUUGGAUGAUGCAAUUGAAAUAUUGGAACGUGUCGUUGGGAUGAGGGAGGAAAAGCUUGGGACAGCAAAUCCUGAUGUGGAAGAUGAAAAGAAGCGGUUGGGUGAGUUACUAAAAGAAGCAGGAAGGGUCCGGAGUAGAAAAUCCAGAUCAUUAGAGAACCUCCUUGAUGCCAACCAUAAUCUUACUAUAAACAAAGAUGGCAUUAAGGUAUGAUGAUAAUAAGGAUGUUUUUAUUAUUGGGAAUUGUGUAUAUAAGAGAGAAUUUUUAAGCAAGAAAAGGAAAUAAGAAAGAUGAGGAAGUAUAGGUGGUUGGUGUGUUGAUUAGAUUCUUGUUUUGGGAUCAAAUUAAAUAACCGAGUGGGGGUUAUGCUUAUGCUUGUAAUAUUUGAUUUAUAUGAUCAUUAUACUUGUCAAAGGUGGUUCUAUUUUGUAUUGCAUUGUUUAAAAUAUUUUGUAAAAAAUUUCUUGGUGUUUAUUUGUAUAUUUAUGUUCAAUGAUUGAUGGAAUUUCAAUGUUC